AGAUGGUGUGUUGUUCGCUAGCGUGUCGCACGUGGCUGGCCUCGAUACGAGCCGUCAUGGCACUGGCGCCUGCGCCCGGGCUCCUAGCGCCCGCUCCAACAGUCGGUAUCGGACGCUGGCCGACGCCACAGCUGGCGGUGGUGUUGGAAUCGCGCGAGAAUAAAGGGGGGUCGACGGCUGCCUGCGUGAGUCAACGGGUGGUUAAUGGCUACCGCACCCAGUGAGGUUGGAUGUCGUCGGAAUUCUGAGGCACAGCUUGGCGUCAGCCCUUGGCCGCUCGCAUUACACUGGCUGAGCUAUCCCUCGCUCGUGUUGGCCUCGAGACGGAUAUGUCCUGUUUGGGUAUUGCUUACCUGGAAGGACUAGGACAAACCAGCCCACAAACCGAUUUAUGGCUCUUUGCGAUAAUACUGUGUACUGUCGCGGUUCCGAAGGGUACGAGAAAAUGACGAGCUAACAGUCGUCAUAAUAGCGCUAGAAACGGGUUGAAUAAAAAUAGACAAAGGCUCAAAGCAAGCGAAUCUAAGCCGCUAGUCUCCGCCACUUUGCCCUCCACGUGCUGGCAUGACACGCUUUCUCUCUUUCUUCCGGAGCUCCUUUGCCCCCUCCAUCUUCCUUUCCAGCUCGACCCUCUUGCGUAUCCGCUCCUCCUUUUCCACCCCCCUCCUGGCCCGUUCCUCCUCCACGGUAAGAAGCCCAUGCGCCUUUCUGUAUGCCGCCUCCCUCGCCCUUUCUUCCUCAUGCUCCCUCAGCGUCUCGACGCUGAGCGGCGUCCCGAAGAACUGGACCUCGGUCGUCUCAUCCGAGCCUUCGCGGAGCCGCAGCCGCACCGCAUACCGCCGGUCGUCCAGGGCCCGGCCCAGGAAGCACACGGGUGUGGGCC
Gaeumannomyces tritici R3-111a-1 is the source of this 883-nucleotide messenger RNA. RefSeq lists its product as hypothetical. The record is from RefSeq and is a predicted model, not a curated record. The transcript has a single exon. The annotation marks the transcript as partial. Lineage: Eukaryota; Fungi; Ascomycota; Sordariomycetes; Magnaporthales; Magnaporthaceae.